Meleagris gallopavo (turkey) is the source of this 2596-nucleotide messenger RNA. The record is from RefSeq and is a predicted model, not a curated record. Lineage: Eukaryota; Metazoa; Chordata; Aves; Galliformes; Phasianidae.
UGUAUCAUAGAAGAAUAUCUACAAGAAACUUCUAACAUUUGUACAAUUUUGACUCACAUUUUGUUACUGAUUGUUCUCUUCUGCAAACCUAUAUUUUUGAAGCUGUGUAUGGAGAGCUCGGCACUUUUCCACGUUGAACUUCACUUAGCCCAGUGCUCAGAUUUCUCUGUAUCCUUCAGGACACUGAGCCCUAAUGUUAGUUUUCUGCUCGAUCACAGCCGUGAUGGCAUUGUACUCAGCACCGAUGAUUACUUUCGUCAGCGAGAUGGAUAUACAUACAAUGCUGCUCAGCUGGGUGAUGCACAUGACUGGAACCAGAAGAGAGCCAAACAGGCAAUGGAACAGGGAAAAUCUCCAGUUAUAAUAGACAACACUAAUACUCAAGCCUGGGAGAUGAAACCAUAUGUGGAAGUGGCUCUAGAAAAGGGGUACAGAGUGGAGUUCCGUGAGCCAGAUACUUGGUGGAAAUUUGAUCCUGAAGAAUUGGAAAAGAGGAAUAAACAUGGGGUCACUCGUGAGAAGAUUGCUCAGAUGUUGGAACGAUACGAAUAUCAAAUAUCCAUACCUAUUGUCAUGAAUUCAGAGUUACCUCCUCACAAACACACACAGAGGCCACCUCUGCAGCGGAGACAUAGGUGGGGAGGCAAUACAGACUCAUGGAAUUCUUUCAGUAUUUCCAGUAACCGAUAACAGUUUCAGUCAGUGAUAAAAAUCUGUUACUUCCCCUUCUAAAAAAACGUCACCACCUCCAAUAAACCAGUGGAUUUUCUGGUUUAAAUAGGCCUGGUUCAAGACCAUUUCCUUCUGGAGGUUGUUCCUUUAGUGGACUUUCAUGUAAAUAAAAUUGUAUAUUAAAUGUUUUUAAAAGCUAUAUUUAUUACAGUUGUAGUAAGUUUGGUUUCAGUAAAAUAUUUGAUACGAGGUAUAGCAUAGUCUUUCUACAUAAACCUAAAACAAAGAUGUUUUCAUACAACAAAUAACUGUAUAGAAGGUACUCUUUAAAGAAGGUCCUGUUAGAUAUCUUUGAAAACUAAGUCCCAAAAGAAGAGAUUAUUUAUGUAUUAAUCAUUAAUUUUAAUGAGUCUCAUUAUCUUUGAUGAGUACUUUUUUUUUUUUUUUUUAAAACAAUGAUGUCCCGGGUUGUGCUUUUGUUUUAACUCGUAGAUAUUGCCAAGAACUAUUGGCAAAAAGAAGGCAUGUAUUUUGUGGUUCAUCUCAGAAGCUCACCUCUGCUGAAGCAACAGUAUUCACCAGCCUUAAACUCUGUGACCUCGAUUUUUCUAACUUAUUUAUUCAUUCUCAACAGCAGACUACAGAAUAUGAUGGUGUCUCCACACCAUUGACUUUUUUGUGUCUAAAAAACUUAAAUUUUAUCACUGCAGGCAAAAUUAAAUCUUUCUUAGUCCAUUUCUUUCAUCUAAAACAAAGCACUUAAUUCAUUAGACUGUCAGAUCUCAUCAGUUGGGAUGCAUCCAUUCAAUACAAAUAAUGGGUAUACCUCUGUAAUAUUGUGUUCUUACUUUGGCACAGCCAACGUGAUCUGUUCAGCACAUAACAGCAAAAGAACCAGCAUGGAGAUAGACUAAUUUAUUACUUUUUUUUUUUUUUGCUUAAAAACUGAUGAAUUCAUAAGCUUUCACUUUGCUUGCUUUCUAACUGCUUACUGUAUUAAUAAAAUAUAUUUGUCUUCAGUGUUGUUUUAGUAAUUCAGUACAAGUUUUUUAUUCUUAAGCUUUUAUGCAGAUGAGCACUGCUACUAACCUGUUGGCUGAAACAACAACUCUUCAGGUCUGACUGUUUGAUUUUCUAAAACACUGAAUGAGUAGAUCUUGAAGAGGAAGGAUUGUGAAGAGUAUGAGAACCUAGCUCAAACAAUUCUUUUUUCUAUUUUGUUUUUAUUACAAUGUAAUAGUCAUCAGAAUUUUGAAAAUUGUGAAGCCAGCAUGAUUUUCAUUUUUUAUUUAUAGACAGUUUGUCAUAGAUGCCCUAAAAGGUGCUUUAUCUUUAAAGUCUGAGUAACAAAACCUGAAAAUCCAGGUAUGUAAUGAAGUAUCUUUCUGUGGUUUUUCACAACUACUGUGCAAGUCUACAUUUGUACAAUUUAACCCAUGUCAAGAAUAAUAUUUUUCUAAGGGAUUUGAUAAACUGUAGGAGUUGGUGUGCAUUUCACAUUUAAAUAAUUGUUUUAAUGAUUUGAAAAAUAAUGCAAGUAGUGCAUGGAUUCUUAAUAUAUUCAACUGUGUAUACUUUUUUUUUAAAAAAAGCUCUCCCUUGUUAUAUAAUAUUUAUACCAAUUGUGUUACUAUAUCUUAAUUUCCAUGGUCACUUUUUUCUUGUCUCAAGAGAAUUGUGGAAAUUAUUGUCAAUGAUCCAUAAUGCUUUAAUUAUCUACAUGUUUUUAUAUUUCAUUAUAAAAGUACACUUCAAAUUAGAAGGAGUUUAAUUUUUUUUGAGAUAGACUCAUCUAAUUUACUCACGUGAUCUAUAGUACCUUAAACCAUAAUAAAGGGAUGAAGUAAUGUACUGUUCACAGAGCGUGCUGAGAUAUUACCAAAAAGUAAUCAGUAGAAAAGUACUAAGUAAAAAAAAAAAAAAA